CAACAGGUAAAAAUUUAUGGACGGGAUCAAAAGACACAACACAAUGGAAGAAGUUUCUGUCGGAUGGGACAAACAAAGAAGCACUGGCAGAAUUCCUCUAUGUAAUGUGGCGAGACGCUGAUCUUACCAUUUUAGGUCGACUUGCCAAAACUGAUAAUGUUGUCACCUGUCCAGCUACGAGUCAUCAUGGAAGAGACUAAGGUUCACAAGUUAACCCUUCCAGAUGGAUUCCCUAGCACUGUAGACGAACUUUUGGCGGCUGCAAAAGAUAACUUUCAACUCCAGGGAAAUUAUACUGUUAUGUACAUGGACAAAGAUUUUGAUAAUCAAUUCUUCACUCUAACUUCAACUGAUGAGGUUAAGGACAAAGACACAAUCAAACUGGUGAAAAUAGAACCUUCUGUUAUUCUUACAUUAACUCCCAUCCAGGAUGCUGCAUCUUCCUCAUCUCCAGUGUCACUGGAUCAGUCUUGCCAGGAUGACAGUUCCUCACUUGGUUCAUCUGACACCAACAUUUUACAAAAGUCCCCAGAGUAUCGAACAGACCCAUGGCCUGCUAAUUUUGUGAUACCCAACUUUUCAUUUAAUGUUGAAAUGCCCCUUCAUGAAGGAAAUAGGGCUUAUGAAACUGAUGGUUCACUUCUCCAGAAUCCAAGCUUGAACUCUGACGUACUUGAAAUACUAGCAGAAACAAUAUUCCGCUAUACUGCCUAUCCCUCUAGUCCUCAGAUUGAGGCAGUCAUAGAAGCUCUGUUAAAAAAGCAUCCAUGCUUAAGGGAGCCUGCAACUUCAUUUUCAGGCACGUAUGGAUGGCAGCAGCGUCUUAAAUGGAAGAUGGCUAAUUACCGUUCUAAAAUGAGAAGGCGUGGAGUACCUUGUCCUGAACUUGAUAUCAACUCCUUGAAAAGGAAAUCUCCUAGUGAGAGAAAUCCUGCAAAAAACUGCAAGAGAGCGAAGAAAGCAGAGGUUAACUAUCUUCCACCACAUCCAAGUGGUGAAACUAAUGACACACUGGAAAUGGAGAGACAGGAGCUUCUUAGCGAGGUAAAGAAGAAGAACAACACUAGGGUGAUUCAAGAAAAAAUGGCCAAAACGUUCUCCUAUCGAAGGCUUGAGGUUGUGAGUGGUAGUCCAGGAGCCGAUGACUUCAAAGAGAGAUGGUCUGCUUUUUUUUGUGAAGCUGAGGUCAAGGAGGAAUUUAGAAGAAUAACAACAGUUUCCCUGGAGCAGAGGUUCAUGUUUAAACUUGACCACUACACACCAAAACUUACUGCCCUGAUGAAGGCCAAGGGAGGUGUAAUGGAGACAAAGCUGAGGCCCAUCCUGGACAAACUGAGCCAGAGCCAAAGACUUGAGAUGAGACGUGAAGCUGUUAUCCGUAGCCUUCAGGAGAAAGAGGAGGAACUUCUUGAAGAUUGCAUGGAGGACAGCCGCAGUGAUGCCACUCAACUCGUCCUCAAGAUCCUGGUCGUCCAUGGUGCUGAUGGAGAGGAGCCAGUGGAUGUAUCCAUCCUUCUUGAAGGCCAGGAGAUGAUGUCUGGAUGUGGCAGUACUGCGAAAGCCUGCAUGCUGCUUAUGGGGCUCAUUUAUGGCCUCAACCUUGCAUACCCCCCAAAACUGCACUACACUUUUGAGGUAUUUCAGAAACUAUUUCUGGAAUUAGAUGUGAUCAAGAUGUCCCCAAAAAUGCAAGCAUUAAAGUUGAAAUUGCUGUCUUAGAAGUUAAAUAUCUAAUUGUUGGCUUUGAAAACUAUUUUCUUGUUUGUAAGAUGGUUUAAAUGUUAAAUUGCAGGAAUGUCUAAAUGUUGUAGUUGUGCUGUAGCAGAGUUUUAAGGUUGUAAUUCUGGCUGUUGACAUUUUGUGUAAAGUAAGGGUUUUAGUCCUCAGAGAAAUUUAAGAAGUUUUUUUAAUUGUUAUAUACUUAAUUUCUCUGUGUGUCUGCGUUUGUGAGUGUGCGAGAGUGACAUACUGUGUGUUGAAAAUUAAUGGUUUGAUUGUUGCGAUUGCUUUGUCAGAGAGAUGUUUUAUUUGUUUAAAAUAAGACCGGUGCUCCCCAGGGAUAUUUCAGCUGUUUUUUGAAGUGUUGAAAUGCCUUUUUACAUUGUUAAUACAUGUGUGUGACAGAGAGAGUGAGAGUGUGGUUGUAUGUUUUAGUUUGAAAUGUUUUAUAUUGAUUUGUGAUAACUGUAUUGAUGAUGUUUGACAAUAAAGUAAUUGCAAUG
Molecule: messenger RNA, 2222 nt
Organism: Brienomyrus brachyistius
Lineage: Eukaryota; Metazoa; Chordata; Actinopteri; Osteoglossiformes; Mormyridae
Product: sterile alpha motif domain-containing protein 3-like
Exons: 5
Coding region: 157-1719 (520 amino acids)
Source: RefSeq, a predicted model, not a curated record